Messenger RNA from Pterocles gutturalis (yellow-throated sandgrouse), 2337 nucleotides. It is a transcript of the gene HDAC4, whose product is annotated as histone deacetylase 4. The transcript has 14 exons. The annotation marks the transcript as partial. Lineage: Eukaryota; Metazoa; Chordata; Aves; Pterocliformes; Pteroclidae. Gene Ontology annotation, biological process: chromatin organization; negative regulation of transcription by RNA polymerase II. Gene Ontology annotation, cellular component: histone deacetylase complex. The record is from RefSeq and is a predicted model, not a curated record. Gene Ontology annotation, molecular function: histone deacetylase activity.
AGGUUGCCAUUUUGAAAGCCAUUAGAAGAUCUUCUGCCACCCUAUUGGAUUACUUCCUAUACAACUCAGCAUGUCACUGUGCCCUGGAUUUUAUAAGGUGGCCAUGAUUUAAUCCCCACUUUCAAUUUCCAUGUAUUGGUGAAGCAUUGGAGCUCUUCAGAGCUGCUGUUACUUGUCUGGAAACUGAUCCGUCUCGAAUCCCGUCUCGAAAGGACUAGACGUUACUAGCAAUGAGCUCCCAAAGCCAUCCAGAUGGGCUUUCUGGCAGAGACCAGCCAGUCGAGCUGUUGAAUCCACCUAGAGUGAACCACAUGCCUAGCUCUGUUGAUGUGACCACAGCACUGCCCUUGCAAGUUGCACCGACUUCAGUCCCGAUGGAUCUGCGCUUAGACCACCAGUUUCCCAUGCCCGUGACGGAGCCGACGCUGCGGGAGCAGCAGCUCCAGCAGGAACUCCUGGCGUUGAAGCAGAAACAGCAGAUCCAGAGACAGAUCCUCAUUGCCGAGUUCCAGCGGCAGCACGAGCAGCUCUCCCGGCAGCACGAGGCCCAGCUGCACGAGCACAUCAAACAGCAGGAGAUGCUGGCCAUGAAGCAUCAGCAGGAGCUGUUGGAGCACCAGAGGAAGCUGGAGCAGCACCGGCAAGAGCAGGAGCUGGAGAAGCAGCACCGAGAGCAGAAACUUCAGCAGCUCAAAAACAAAGAGAAAGGAAAAGAAAGUGCAGUGGCAAGCACAGAAGUAAAGAUGAAAUUACAAGAAUUUGUCUUAAAUAAGAAGAAGGCUUUGGCACACCGGAAUCUCAACCACUGUAUAUCCAGUGAUCCCCGCUUCUGGUAUGGGAAGACACAGCACAGCUCUCUGGACCAGAGUUCCCCACCCCAAAGCGGCGUAUCUGGCACCUACAAUCACCCUGUCCUGGGGAUGUACGAUUCCAAAGAUGACUUCCCACUCAGAAAAACAGCGUCUGAACCCAAUCUGAAAUUACGAUCCAGACUAAAGCAAAAAGUUGCUGAAAGACGGAGCAGCCCCCUCUUGCGCAGAAAAGAUGGUCCGGUGGUUACCGCUCUGAAGAAGCGCCCGCUGGAUGUCACAGAUUCUGCAUGCAACAGUGCUCCUGGAUCUGGUCCCAGCUCUCCAAACAACAGCUCCAAUAACAUAAGCGCCGAGAACGGAAUUGCAGGAUCGGUCACGAGCAUUCAAACCGAGACCAGCCUGGCUCACAGACUUGUGAAUCGCGAAGGCUCGGUAACGCAGCUGCCACUCUACACAUCUCCUUCUUUGCCCAACAUCACGCUAGGACUGCCCGCAACUGGCCCUUCCAGUGGAGGAUCGGCACAGCAGGAUGCAGAGAGACUUGCUAUCCCAGCCUUACAGCAGCGGAUCUCUUUAUUUCCUGGCACUCACCUCACUCCCUACUUGAGCACUACAACGUUGGAAAGAGACGGGGGAACCGCACAUAACCCUCUCCUGCAACACAUGGUCUUACUGGAACAGCCAACUGCACAAACUCCCUUAGUCACAGGCCUGCCCCUCCACGCACAGUCUCUGGUUGGUGGAGAACGGGUCUCCCCUUCAAUCCACAAACUCCGGCAGCAUCGCCCGCUGGGGCGUACGCAGUCCGCUCCCCUGCCCCAGAAUGCCCAGGCCCUCCAGCAGUUAGUGAUCCAGCAGCAGCACCAGCAGUUCUUGGAGAAACACAAACAGCAAUUCCAACAGCAGCAACUGCACAUCAACAAGAUUAUAUCAAAACCCAACGAACCAGCUCGCCAGCAUGAAAGCCACCCCGAGGAGACCGAAGAAGAGCUACGGGAACACCAAGCCCUUUUGGAAGAGCCAUACGGCGACAGAGUCACAAGCCAAAAGGAGGCCCCGGGGCUGGCCAACGUGGUGCAAGUGAAGCAAGAACCCAUCGAGAGCGACGAGGAGGAAGCAGAGCCGCAGCAGGAGCUGGAGUCUGGGCAGAGACAGGCGGAGCAGGAGCUGCUCUUCCGUCAGCAAGCCCUUCUGUUGGAGCAGCAACGUAUCCACCAGCUGAGAAACUACCAGGCGUCGCUGGAGGCAGCCGGCAUGCCUGUCUCUUUCGGAGGACAUCGGCCUCUCUCCCGUGCCCAGUCCUCGCCUGCCUCGGCCACCUUCCCAAUGUCCGUCCAGGAGCCACCCACUAAGCCAAGGUUCACAACAGGCCUUGUAUAUGACACCUUGAUGCUGAAACACCAGUGUACCUGUGGAAACACCAACAGCCACCCAGAGCACGCGGGGAGGAUCCAGAGCAUCUGGUCCCGGCUCCAGGAGACGGGUCUUCGUGGCAAGUGUGAGGUAAUAAAAAUCCCAACGAAGG